AGACUACAUCAGCAGGUACAGAAGUGGAGCAAGCUAAUCCUGGGAAGGAAGCCUUUAUACUAAGAACUGGUUUGAAUUUUACAGAAACUUACUGUGUGGACUGCUUAAGUGCUAAAUGAUCUUUUUCCUUCGGAAAAAGAUGGUUGCCACUAGGAUACAGGUUUACAUCAUUUUAAUGACAAUGUUUACAGGUACUCACUGUGAUGAAGACAUCAACGAAUGUUACAGGAACCCUUGCCAAAAUGGUGGAAUCUGUGAGAAUUUUCCUGGGAAUUACACUUGCCAUUGCCCAUCUGCAGACAAAGAAGGGAUUUAUUACGGUGGCUGGAACUGUACAGAAGUUCUUCAUGGCUGUACUGAUCAGCAAUGCCAAAACAAUGGAAUAUGUAUCCCACAUUUAAAAAAUGGCCAACACGGAUUCAGCUGCAUAUGUUCACCUGGGUAUACUGGAAUACACUGUGAAACCAUAACCACGUUUUCUUUUCAAGGAAACAGUUUCCUUUUGUUGAAGAAUCCCCUGACCCCUAAAAAGGAUUUUUUCUAUAAUAUAAACCUGAGGUUUCAAACUGUGCAACCUACAGCUUUUCUGUUUUACCGAGGGGAGAAAAAUACAUUUGCAAAGCUGGAGUUACUGAAUGGCUACUUACACUUAUCCGUGCAAGUCAAUAACCAGCCACAGGCUCUUUUGCAUAUUUCACGUAAUGUCAGUGAUGGAGAAUGGCAUUCAGUGGAGGUAACCUUGGCAAGAGCUGUUACUCUUCAUUUGCUUGACAGCUCUUGUGUAGAAUCGUGUCUCAAUAAAACGUCUGCUAUGAUAGAUAACGAUCACGUGAUGCUUGCAUUUCAGAGCACGUUUUUGGGCGGCUUACCAGUGGGUAACCCUCUGCUUAACAUCUAUAAUAUACAUUCUGCACCUUCAUUUGUAGGCUGUCUUCAGGACAUUGAAAUAGACUUGAAUGUUAUAACUCCUGAGAAUGUGUCACCUGAAUCAUCUUUAAAUGUCAGGACAGGAUGUACUAAAAAGGACUGGUGUGAAACCCAGCCUUGUCAGAACAGGGGACGCUGUACCAACCUGUGGCUGAGCUACCACUGCGAUUGCUACCGGCCGUACAUGGGGCCACGCUGCGCAACAGAGUACAUUCCAGGCCGGUUUGGAUCUGAGGACUCCUCAGGCUAUGCUGCUUUUUCUGUUGAUGCCACUCAGAAUGAAAAUUUGAACAUAUCAAUGUUUGUCCGAACACGCAAAUAUUCUGGCUUGUUACUGGCUUUGAGAAACAGUACUUACCUCUACGUAAGAGUCUACUUGGAAGGUGGGAAACUCACAAUGUUAGCUCUAAAUUCCAUUAAGUUAUUAGGGAAACACUCCAUGAACGAUGGAAACUUUUACUUAAUAACAUUAAAAAUAGAACCAAAUAAGAUGGAAUUGUUCCAGUCCUCGCAAUACCUAGGCUUUAUUUCUACUCCAGUACUAACCAUCCAAAGUAAGCAUAUUCUUUACAUUGGAGGCCUACCAGAUAAUAAAGAAACUGAUAGAAAUGGCAGAUAUUUCAAAGGCUGCAUCCAAGAUGUGAGAGUGAAUAACCAGCCGCUGGAAUUCUUCCCCAUCACCAAUCCACUGACUUCUCUUAUCAACCGAACUCUGAUCAAUGUCACCCAAGGCUGCACUGGUGACAACCUCUGCAAGUCCAACCCUUGCCACAACGGUGGUGUGUGCUAUUCAAUCUGGGAUGACUUCACUUGCACGUGCCCCCCUAACACAGCAGGGAAGGCAUGCGAGGAAGUUAAGUGGUGUGAGCUUGGGCCCUGUCCUCAUGAAGCACAAUGCCAGCUGGUGCACCAAGGAUUUGAAUGUCUUGCUAACGCAGUGUUUAAUGGCCGAAGCAGUGCGAUAUUUUACAGAAGCAAUGGAAAAAUCAGCAGAGCCCUCACCAAUAUCGUAUUUGGCUUUCGAACCAGGGACACUGACGUGAUACUGCUGUACGCGGAGAAGGAGCCAGAGUUUGUUACCAUCAGUAUUCACAACUCCAAAUUACUCUUUCAAUUGCAAAGCGGCAACAGCUUUUAUAAGCUGACCCUUGGUAGUUCACUACCUGUGAGUGAUGGGAAAUGGCAUCAAGUGAUGGUCUCUAUGGUAGAGCCCCUCUCCCAGUUCUCUAGAUGGCACAUUGAUAUAGAUUACAAGAAAGACACUGCCACUAGCACAACUGCCGCAGGAAGCCUCAACUUUUUAAGAGAAGAGACAGACAUCUAUGUGGCUGACAAGGCUUUUGACAGUCUGGAUGGCCUGCGAGGGUGUAUGAGCACCAUAGAAAUCAGUGGCAUUUAUCUCUCGUACUUCGAAGAUGCUGACAUCCCUACUAAAAAACCUCAAGAGGAGCAAUUUCUCAAAAUAUCCGCAAACCCUGCUCUUACUGGCUGUUUGCAGGUAGAUGUCUGCAGCUCAGAUCCCUGUAUGCAUGAGGGGAUAUGUGAAGACUUCUAUACUUCCUACCACUGCGUAUGUCCCAAAGGAUGGACUGGCACCCGUUGCGAAGUCAACAUUGAUGAAUGCUCUUCAAACCCCUGCAUUCAUGGAAACUGCACUGACGGGAUCACCUCUUAUGAGUGCAGUUGUGAACCUGGUUACACAGGGGUAAAUUGUGAAGAGGACAUAGACAACUGCCGUGGCCACCAGUGUGCAAAUGGGGCCACUUGCGUCGAUGGGAUUAACGGAUAUUCUUGCGUGUGUGCUGGUAACUUCACCGGAAAAUUUUGCAGAUACAGAAGAUUACCAUAUACGAUUUGUGGGAAUGAAGAGAGGAACCUCACAUGUUUCAACUAUGGCAACUGCACCGAUCUCAGUGGCGAGUUGACAUGCGUGUGCCUGCCGGGAUUUGCUGGGGAACGGUGUGAAAAGGACAUUGAUGAGUGCAGCUCCGACCCGUGUCUGAAUGGGGGCCUCUGCCAGAACCUACUCAACAAGUUCCACUGCCUCUGCGACGUGAACUAUGCCGGCGACCGUUGUGAGAUAGAUUUGACAACUGACUUGAUCUCGAACAUAUUCGCCUCCAUUGGCUCAGUAACGCUGGCCUUGUUGUUGAUCCUCUUCUUGGCAGUUGUGGUUUCAGUCAUCGCUGCCAAUAAACGGGCGACUCAAGGGACCUACAGCCCCAGCCGGCAGGAGAAGGAGGGAUCCCGGGUAGAGAUGUGGAACAUGGUGCAGCCACCGCCAAUGGAAAGACUGAUUUAG
Messenger RNA from Fulmarus glacialis (Northern fulmar), 3229 nucleotides. It is a transcript of the gene CRB1, whose product is annotated as crumbs family member 1, photoreceptor morphogenesis associated. The transcript is spliced from 8 exons. Gene Ontology annotation, molecular function: calcium ion binding. NCBI's taxonomy places the organism in Eukaryota, Metazoa, Chordata, Aves, Procellariiformes, Procellariidae. The record is from RefSeq and is a predicted model, not a curated record. Gene Ontology annotation, biological process: heterophilic cell-cell adhesion; establishment or maintenance of epithelial cell apical/basal polarity. Bases 116 to 3229 code for a protein of 1037 amino acids. Gene Ontology annotation, cellular component: plasma membrane; protein-containing complex.